UUCGCUUUCCUUCAAUUCUAUUAUAAACAAAACCAUUUUCUCUCUCCAUCCAUUUCUCUACCCAAAUGGGGGCAUACAGAGCCGAUGACGAUUACGAUUAUCUAUUCAAAGUGGUUUUGAUCGGUGAUUCAGGUGUUGGUAAAUCCAAUCUUCUUUCCAGAUUCACAAAGAACGAAUUCAGCCUCGAGUCUAAAUCCACCAUUGGUGUUGAAUUCGCUACCAGAAGCAUUCGUGUUGAUGAUAAGGUUGUUAAAGCUCAGAUUUGGGAUACUGCCGGUCAAGAAAGGUACCGAGCAAUUACAAGUGCUUAUUAUCGUGGAGCUGUUGGCGCUUUAUUAGUCUAUGAUGUUACCCGCCACGUAACAUUUGAAAAUGUGGAGAGAUGGCUAAAAGAGCUGAGAGAUCACACAGAUGCCAACAUUGUCGUGAUGCUUGUAGGCAACAAAGCAGAUCUACGUCAUUUACGAGCAGUUUCAACAGAAGAUUCUACAGCUUUUGCUGAACGGGAAAAUACAUUUUUCAUGGAGACAUCUGCCCUUGAGAGCUUGAACGUUGAAAGUGCCUUCACAGAAGUGUUGACACAGAUAUACCGCGUUGUAAGCAAAAAGGCUCUUGAGAUUGGUGAUGAUCCAGCUGCUUUACCUAAAGGACAGACGAUUAAUGUUGGUUCCCGCGAUGAUGUAUCAGCUGUGAAGAAAGGUGGAUGUUGUUCUGCUUGAGUAUGUUGUAAAAAUCGAUGUAUUUUUACUCUGAAAUUUAUUUCCUGUUUAUACCAUGUAGAGAUUGAACUGACAGAAUGAAGAUGAUUGGUUAGAGAUGUUCAA
Molecule: messenger RNA, 824 nt
Organism: Vicia villosa (hairy vetch)
Lineage: Eukaryota; Viridiplantae; Streptophyta; Magnoliopsida; Fabales; Fabaceae
Product: ras-related protein RABA1f-like
Exons: 2
Coding region: 66-719 (217 amino acids)
Cellular component (GO): endosome
Molecular function (GO): GTP binding; GTPase activity
Source: RefSeq, a predicted model, not a curated record